Messenger RNA from Bursaphelenchus okinawaensis, 5407 nucleotides. NCBI's taxonomy places the organism in Eukaryota, Metazoa, Nematoda, Chromadorea, Rhabditida, Aphelenchoididae. The record is from the annotation of a GenBank genome assembly.
AUGAAAAUAGCGAUAGUAGUAGCUCUAAUCUCAAUUUUUCAAAUUUACCACCAAGCCGCCGCCUCGGCCUUGUCGCUCCUCCACUUUGGCCUGACUAAUUUCCAAUUAUCUCUAAUUUCCGCCACUUUUCCGCUGGGGAAACUGGUCGGAACACUUUCGGUCGUAUCACUGUACAAAAGCUUUACAAAUCGACAUUGUUUAGACUUCAAUGCGCAUCUACUGUUCGCUGGAUGUGCGUUGCAGCUAUUGCCGAGGUAAACUUUAUUAAUUUUUUUGGGGUAGAUUUUAGGGGGUGGAUUUUUUGGGUAUGGUCAUAUUUUUGGACGGGGUAGAUUUUAUUGAAGCGGUGGAUUUUUAGAUAUGGUGAGAUUUUUUGGGUGGGGUAGAUUUCAGGGGGUGGAUUCUUAGGUAGGAUGAGAUUUUUUGGGUGGGGUAGAUUUCAGGGGGUGGAUUCUUAGGUAGGAUGAGAUUUUUUGGGUGGGGUAGAUUUCAGGGGGUGGAUUCUUAGGUAGGAUGAGAUUUUUUGGGUGGGGUAGAUUUCAGGGGGUGGGAUGUUGGGUACGGUGAGGUAGAUUUUAGGGGAUGGGUUUUUGAGUUUCGUGGGAUUUUCGGGCGGGGCAAGUUUUAUGGGACGGAUUCUAGUUAUGGUCUUAGAUUUUCGGGUGGGGUAUAUUUUAGGGGGCGGACUCAUAUGGUAGAUACGGCAGAAUUUGGUCUAGGUAGAGAUUUUCUAAGGAGGGGAUUUGUAGAGGUACUGUAGAGUACGGUACUGAAGAUUUGAUUAGUAUACGGUAGGUUGAGGUAAGGUAGGGUAACGUAGGGUAGGGUAGUGUAGGAUAAGGUAGGGCAUGGUGGGGUAGGGUAGGGUAGGGUAGGGUAGGGUGGGGUAGGGUAGGGUAGUGUAGGAUAAGGUAGGGCAGGGUAGGGUAGGAUAGUGUAGCGUAGGGUAUGGUACGGUAGGGUAAAGUAGGGUAAGGUAAGGUAAGAUAGGGUGAGGUAAGGUAAGGUUUGGUAGAGUAUGAUAUAAUAUAAGUUACUGUAACUUUUAGCUACAUCUUCUUCUGCCUCGGCCGCUUCAUCGCAGGUAUUGGAGUAGGUAUAGGCUUCGUAUCAGCUCCAAUAUGUAUCAAAGACAUGACCAGUUAUCAUGAACGGCCGAAAAUCUUCUUCCUGGCCGCAGUCAUCUUCUCUGGCAGUGCUGUCUUCUCCUCGAUUCUACCAUUCUUCAAAGGUAUUCACUAUAUGACAUUUUGUUUUUUGAUGACAUUACCAUCGUUUGGAGCUUGUGUACUGUAUUACAAGUACCGAGACUUAUAUAUCGAGCCGAUCAAAGAGGAAUUUGAGGACGAGUAUGUGGAGAGUAUGUCGACUUACGUGCUGUUUAACCCGAGGUUCUUGGCUUAUACUUUGAUGGUCAUCAAUGCGGUAGGUUAAUAUAGGUUGACAUAAUGAUUGCGGUAAUGGGUACUAGAAUGGUAGGUAGGGUGACAAUUUAAAAAAAUCCAAUGAUGUGGGUUGAAAAAAAUAUUUUAAGUUUGUUUUCAAGGUAAAAUACGGCCAUGAUACCACGGUAAACAGGAUAUAAUAAAAAUAAGAUUAUACAGUAUUACUACAGUAAACUCAAAAAUUAAAAAAUUUUGAAAAAAUUGUAAUUUGACGUUUGUAGAGGAGUUAAAAUACUGUCUCUUUACAAAUUUUGGAUUAGUUACCUUUUAUAUCAAAAAAGGUAUGGCAAUUUGAAAAAUGGAAAAUUUGGUUUUCAAGCGGAUUCGACCUUUUUUCAUUUUUCGUCGUUUAUCAGCUAUUAUAACAUAAUUUAAAAACAAGAUACGAACCUACAAUUUUGUGAUUAGGUGUAUCUUUUUACGCUUUAUAAAAUACAUAGUUUUGAUUUUUUUGAAAAAAUAAUUUAUUGUUUUGGUAAUAUGGGUAUGUUUAACUUACUGUAACUUUGAAAUUUUGAAAUAUUUUUAAAAGUUUUCUGUUGUGGUAGUAGCUCAUAUUACUGUUGUUAUUUGUGACGAAUUUUAAAUUAGCACCUAUUUUAAAAAAAAAGUUAUGACAAAAUUAAGUUUUGUUUGCCGUAAAAUUUUGAAAAAUGAUGGGUACGGUAAAUUUACCGUAACUUUAAAACCAAACACAAUUUUCAAAGUUUUUCUGUUGCAACGUCUUCAAAAAACCCUUGCCUACCACUACCCAAAUUUUCACAUUUAUACCUUUUCAGACAAUCGGUGUACCAGUGAUAUUAUCCUACUCAUCAGUCAUAUUCAACCACCUUAAUAUACCACCACACAAAUCAGCUGUCCUAUCGAUGCUGUACCCAUUAGUACAAGUGUUUUGUCUGUACGUGGCCAGUCAGAUGGACAAGAGUGUCACCAGACGUAUGAUGGUAAUUGUCGGCUUUGGCAUUUGUUUGGCGGCGUUUUUUGCACUUAUGCUAACGCAGGUACGUUUUGAGGGGGGAUGAUGGGUAUGUUGGGAUGGAAGUAACAUUUUAUGUUAUAAGGGGUGUUGAAAUGCAUAUUUUAGUAUAAUACGUUAUAAUAGUUUACAUUUUAGGUUUAGAGACUAAAAAAAGGCAUUUCCAAAGAAAAAAGUAGGCCUGCAGGCUGCGGCGGACAUUUUAUACGAUGAAAAAUGUUUCUGUAUUUUUAGAUUAUGGUACAGUAGGUUAAGACAGGGUAGAGUAUAGCAUUUUAGAGUAGCUUGUGGUAGGGUAUGGCAUUUUAGGGCACGGUAAAGUACGGUAUAAUAGGGCACGGUAUGAUACGGUAGGUCACGAUAAGGUACAAUAAAGUAGAGGAAGACAAGAUAAUGUAGGGUAGGGUACGGUGGUGGCAUGUUAGAGUACAGUAGGAUUCAGUAGGGAAGGGUAGAACAGGUUAGGGUCGGGCACGGUAUCGCGCGGUAGUGUAGUAUAGGGUAGGGUAUGGUAAUUAGGGUAGGGUAGGGUAAGGUAGGGUUGAGUACAUUAUAGUAAGGUACGGUAUAGUUUUUACUGUAUACUAUAUCUAUCACAAGUCACGUUUCAGGCCUUCAGCACGUUGGACGCUUCGCCCGAAUUCAAAGCCAUGGCCAGCGCGUUCUGGUUUAUAAUUUUGGCUGGUAUUAUGGCCGUACCAUGUAAUUCCGGAUUGUGUAUUAUUAGCGGUAAGUUCGUACAACUUAGUAUUACAAAUACUCGGUAUUUUACUGUAGGCAUGUGAUUUGCAGUACAAGGUGUGGGUUUUUGGUCACUUAUAAAGUGGCAGUAGAGGGGGGGGGGUGUAAGAGGGGGUAGGGUAGGAUAAGGUAUUGUAAAGUAGGGUAGUAUACGGUAUAAUACGGUAGGGUAGGACAAGACUGGACAAGGCAAGACACGAAAGGGCAGUGUACGGGCAGGGCAAUUUAGGAGUGGGCAGGGCAGAUCAUGGCAAAGUAGGGCAAGGCAAGGCAGGGCAUGACAGAACAGGGCGGGACAGAGUGACUGGUAGUUUACAGUAAGGUUUGUAAAGUACGGUACGUUAGAGUAAGGUACGGUAGAGUAAGGUACGGUAAAGUAAGGUACGAUAGGGUAGGUUAGGAAAAGUUUAUACUAAAUAGUACGGUACUGUAAUGUUUUUUUUUCCAAGUAUCAGUACUAAAAAAACAUGUUAUGCCAUUCUGGUCCUAUAAUUAUAUUGUGCAGAACGUGUGUCAUAUCAUAAUUAAUGUCACUUUAACAUAUCUUGUUUGCGUUUAAAGCUUUAUAUAAUAACAUAUUAUAGUAAGCGUUAGUCAGAAUAUUCUUUGUACGUCAAUGAAGCCGGUAAAACGACAAUUUGUGACAUAAAAUACAGUAGGGUUACUGAGUAAAAGAUUGUUGUCGUGUUGUGACAAUCUAUGUCAUAGGUACGGUAUGACGGUGGUUAUACAAUCAAAGGUACUAACUAGUACUGUUAUCAAAAACAAGAAUAUUAACGUCAUUGCUAACUAAUAAGUAAUCAUGGGUCUAAUCAAUGAUAACAAAAGCGGAGGAGGCAAAGCAACUUGUCAUUAUCGGACUGUCACUACUUUAAUGUUAUUUUGUCGGCGGUACAAUGGUAAUAUUGUUACUGUAUAGCUAUCACCGUGCUGUAAAAACUAUAAGAUCAUGAUCAGCUGUGACAGUAUGCUUAUUAGAAAUCAAAAAUGGCAAAAACUUUCUUUACAAAUCUAAAAAAGACAAUAACAUGUAUUCUUCGUAUAAAUUGUCGACCGCAGGCUGCAACAAUCAAAAAACACACUUUUGUUGAGAGAAAUGGCAAGAAAUUUCUUUACAAGAAGUUACAAUGGUAUUGUUGUUACCGUGCUGCUAUCAUCUUACUGUUAUGUUUGUACUGUACUGUGGUACGAUCAUAGCUAGUACUUGUGUGAUAGUACUAGUACUGCUGUACUGUUUCUAUUGUGCUACGCGUGUUUGUAUUGGUAUUAGUUGUACAAGCAUUAGUGUACAUGAUUAAUGUUUUCCAUAGCAAAAAUAGGUAUAAACUGAUGAUUGAGAUUGUAAACUAUUAUUAUAAUACAUAAAAAAUGGCAAAACAUAACAAAUCAAAGAGCAACAACCACAAAUAACAUAAAUAUCAACUGGGGCUAGGGCUAAGACUAGGGUUAUUAGAUAAUGAUAGGACUAGAGCUAGAAUUGGGCUGGGCUAGUCUAGGAUAGGCUCGAUUGGGCUUGACUAGGCUGGUCUGGGCUAGGCUCAACUGGGCAUGGCUUGGUUGGGGUUGAGCUGGACUUCUCCUCACUCAUCUUAGGUGAAGUCCAGCUAACCUAGGGCUGGGCUGAACUAGGCUGAGCUGAACUAGGCUUUUCUUGGCUGGGCUUGCCGUGGAUUGUCUUGGCUUGGCUUGGCUAGGCUAGGCUGGUCUUGACAUGGCUUGGCUGCGCUGGGCUAGUCUUGGAUUGACUUGGCUGGACUGGACUAGACGGGGCUGGUCUGGACUUUUGUUGGUUUGGCUUGACUGGGCUGGGUCUAGGACUAGGGUAUAACGUUUUAAAACGUAAUAAUAUGCAAGCUUUAGAGUUGUUUACAUCAAGAUACGCUUUGUUUCGAGGAGUCGCCUACUCACGUGCCAUCUUUUGGUUCUUAUCAGCUGUGAUGUAGGUUUUGUUAUAAAACUAACUUUAUAAUAAUAACGUACUAUCUUAUACUUCAAAGGUACACCGUAAAAAUAAAAAUUAAAGAUCCUAUCGUAGCGAGACUGUAUUUUACAAAAUUUCAGCACUUCAACGUUUCUGCCAAUGUUAGACGCAGGCUCUCUGUUUACAGCACUAUUACCAUCGUUUGUUAUAUCACUAAUUUGUUAUGUGUACAUUUGCAUGCUUUUACCUGAUGAUCUAGAACAUAGAGGAGUUUUAGGCAGUCCAAUUGCUAGUAGUUAUGGCGCUUUGAACAUCAUGUAUUGA